CCCACCCAUCUAGAUCAGUGCCACAACCCAGCCCUGAUUUCCCUUCCACCUCAAUACAUCCAUGACCACACUCUGAGGCUGGAAGGACAGGUUGGCAAGGUCCAGAAGUACAGGCAGCAUACAGUACAUGACCCCCGCUGAGACCUUGACUCGAUUCACAGGGCCAGAAGAAUGUUGAAGAGCAAAACAUGGCAGUUGACAGCCAUAUUAAUGCUUAUAUCUGAUUGGAGUCAGUGCAUCAAGUCACAACAAUUUACAGUGGAUCCUCCUGAGAACAUUGGGAUUGAUGACCCUGGCCACCUCGGGCCGCUCUACAUCCACUGGACGGCUCCAGCCAGCCUGACCAACUUGACUGCCUGCUCCAUGAGAUACCAUCUGGAGUACUUCAACACAUAUCAGAGCAGAUGGACUGUGAUCAGGACUGUACGGACAUGGUACCGUGCUCAGUUUGACCUGGAGAAGGAGGUCAGGGUGCGGAUCUCCACCUUACUGAAGGGAGCCUGCACCAACGGCACUGAGCUCAAGAGCCCCUUCACAGAGAUGGUUCUGCCGCCCAAUAACACAGGCCCAGUUGGCUCCAGGGUCCAGGGGUUUGGUUGCGUGUUUUAUCAGAAGGAGUUCAUGGAGUGCACCUGGGAGAUGGGCUUGGAGGAGCCAACCCAAUCCCAGUAUAGCCUGUACUUUUGGCAUCGGGAGAAGGAGCAAGCUGAGGAGUGUCCUCAGUACAUCCACUCCAAUGGGGUCAGGACUGGCUGCAAAUUCACAGAGGAAUCUCUCUCAGAAUUCAGUGAUUUCAACAUAUGCAUAAACAGCUCUUCUCCCAUGGUGGUCUUGAGGUCGGCGUUCUUCUCCCUGCAAAUUCAGAAUUAUGUGAAACCUGCAGCCAUUGAGACAGUGCAUCUGGAAGCAAGUCCAGACAGGAGGCUUCUGGUGCAGUGGGACUUGCCCAACGAGAGGAUUCCCAGGCACUGCCUUGAGUAUGAAGUGGAAGCCAGAGAGGAGGGCGUAGACGGACAGCCGUUGUUGCAGAGGAAUGUAACCAAUGAGAUGACGCUGACUUCCCUCUCAAUGGAUGGUGCCCGGAGGAAGUGCUUCCGGAUCAGGUCUAGGAUGCACCACUACUGUGCUGACAGAGGCUUCUGGAGUGACUGGAGCCGUUGGUCCUGUCACUCAGAUACAGAGUCAGAUGCUGUGGUGGGCUGUGCCGUGGUCAUCGGGAUCAUCAUCUCUAUGUUGAUCCUGUCUCUGUUUGGGUGGGCACUAUGGAGAAAGUUGAAAGCCAGAGAGGGGGAAAUGAUGCCUUUCGGUCCCCUGCACAAACUGAUGGAAUAUUCCAAAGGACUCUCUGCUCGCAGUCAUUUCAAUAAAACAAGAGAGAACCAGUAGUAUAGCCUUUGCAAGCAUUACCUUUGGGCAGACAAAUGAUAAAGAGAUCAGAUUUAGACUGGUGUUCACACAUAUUUGAAGCACCCAUGCAGACAUGCUCAAACACAACCAUGCGCACACCCAUGAACAUACACAGACACAACAUGAGGAUGAGACAGUAAAGCUCUGUGUAAUUUCAUAUCAAAGACAGAAUUGUAUUGAAUUGUAUGCUGAUAUUCAUCUCUUAUGUAUCGAUAUGUUACUCAGUAGAAUAGGAAGUGUUCUUACCAAACCAUUUACGUAAUGUAAAACUCUGUUUUACGUAGUAUAGACUUAAGAAAUGCCAUAGCUCUUUCCAGUUUGUUUACUUUCCACAUGUCUUUCAUUUAUAUCACAAAUUAUACUUACUGGAGUCGGUUUUUGUAGUUUUAGUUUGGUGCCAUUGCAUCCAUUCGAAUGUAUCUUUUAAGUGCUGUGCAUAGAAUUCCCCGGCCUGUUAAAAUUGAAUGCAUUGGAUGGUGUUGAACUAAUGUUAUGUUUAAUUAAAAAAAAUGCUGCUCUAUAGCUAUAAA
Molecule: messenger RNA, 1937 nt
Organism: Oncorhynchus masou masou (cherry salmon)
Lineage: Eukaryota; Metazoa; Chordata; Actinopteri; Salmoniformes; Salmonidae
Product: interleukin-13 receptor subunit alpha-2-like
Exons: 10
Coding region: 172-1386 (404 amino acids)
Biological process (GO): cytokine-mediated signaling pathway
Cellular component (GO): external side of plasma membrane
Molecular function (GO): cytokine receptor activity; protein binding
Source: RefSeq, a predicted model, not a curated record